AUGAAACAACUUGAGUCUGUUUUUAUUAAAAAUGUAGUACUUUACCUUCAAACCUCUUCUGAUAUUUGUUCCUUCGUAUUAAUCAACAAAAAGUAUUGUGAGUCAAUCCAGUCAAUGUACUGUGCCUCGUACAAUUUAUGCAGAAACACUCCACUUCCAAAAAUACAGCAAUACUUCCCAAACAUUCAAACGAUAUAUAUAGAAGCCAUUACUUCAGAAAGUGCCAAAAUCGGCCCUAGCUUCAAGCCUUAUAUUGAUUUGAAUAUUUCUAAACGUGUACUAAAAAAUGAUUUCAAUCACAAUUUAGUGAAAAAUUUAGAUAAUAUUUCGGACUAUGCAAAGAAUAUCAGGAAAUUAAAAAUCGAAGGAUACAUGUUAUUUAUAAUAGCAGUAAACAACAAUGAGUUUGUCGAACUAAAAAAUUUAGUUAUACACUCUUUAGAUGAUUGUUCUUUACUCGAAAAAGUUCUGUGUAUCCCAUCAUUGCGUGACGUCACAAUUUAUUUUAGUCAAACUGUUGUGCACAAACUCGCCGAUUUUGACUUCCAAAAGUACAAUAAAAUUUCAUUUACUUUUGUCUUUCAAAAUAAAUCUCAGUUACUAAAGAAAAAACAGAUAGACGGUGCAAAGAGACUUGCCAAAAAGUAUCCUCUUUAUAUGCAAAUGCUUACUAAAGAAACAGUUAACAUGAAAUUCAUCCCAGACAUCCAAAUGGCAUAUCCAUCCUUUGAAAAACGUCUGACUGUGUCCAUUUCAAGUGACAUGUCUGGCAAAGAGAACUUUAUAGAAGAAGUGAUGAAGAAGUGUAUGUGUAGUCGUUUAGACAUUUCUCCACUCAGUAACAGUAAAGAAAUAGACGAUCAACGUUACAGGAAAAUCGCCACAUUUGACUUUUUAAAGAGUGAAAUAAUCAAUGAAGUCGUGUUGAAGCAGAUCAACUGCAAAAGUGUUGUUCUGCCUCAAAAAUGUCGAGCGUUUGAAAUCAUUGAUUGCGAAGGAAAUGUGUGUGCGGAGCAGUGCUACCCCGAGGAAGUGUAUAUUGAUCAAUUUGAGCGUGAAACCAUCACUAUUAAUGAAGACAAGUUAAAAGGUGUGUGCAUCAACGCGUAUAUCAGAAAUUACAAUUUUGUGUGUAAAGGGCAAAAAGGUAUAAUUUUAAUUGAUUUCAAAAAAGUCGACUUCUUCGACAUCCGCAAUGAAAAUAUUAAUAUCGGUUUAAUGUAUGGAGACACUUUAAUUUCUAAAAUCCGUGUUGAUGGAAUUAUAAUUAAUUUAAAAAAAUUGGAGAUUAUCAAUUGUGUGAGUGAUGUUAUGUUGGAGGGAAUCACUUUGGAGGAAGUAACAUUUUCUAAUACAAGGAAAGAAACUGCGUUUUCUGCGACACUCAGCGACGUCAAGAAGGUGAAUGUGUGUGGAGGGUUAUUGAAAAUACUGCAAAUUGGAAAAUGUGACGAAAUUAAAGUGAGUACUGGAGCUGUUAUUGAAUUACUUAAGAAAACAAAACAAAAUACAAAUCUUAUCACGGAAGGUAAAGUCGUGAAGGUAGAAAUAAUGGAAGAUUAA
Molecule: messenger RNA, 1563 nt
Organism: Entamoeba invadens IP1
Lineage: Eukaryota; Evosea; Mastigamoebida; Endamoebidae
Exons: 1
Coding region: 1-1563 (520 amino acids)
Source: RefSeq, a predicted model, not a curated record